UUCUCUCCGAACUCGUAAGUAUAUGUCUGUGUGAGACCCAGAGAGAACAAUGUCCAUGUCUCUCACUUCUUUUGCCACAUUGUCUUAAACAAAUUUAACAUCAACCCACAUGUGCAGCUUGGAUUAAUUCCUACACAGCUUCUCUGUUUUCCUGUUCCUAUUUCAUAAAAGCUCUAUCUGUAUCUCCUUGCAUGUCAUAAACACAGCUACAUACACUUGUUUUUCACAGGUCUUGUGCAUGUUAUACACUCUGGCUUCUAUUCACUAGUCUCUGAUGAUAUUUAUGUGUUUGGUGGUAAUGGGUAUUUGAUUAUUUAUCUAAUUAAGCAGGGUUUGUCUACAGUUGUUGUUGUUUGAAGUUUGUGGGGUUUCUGGGUUUUGAUUCGAUUCAGUGUCUGAGGCGCUGAUGGGUCCUGUGAGGGGGCUUAAGAAGAGGAAGAAGGCAGAGAAGAACAAGUCUUAUGAAGAUCAAAAUGCUUCUGGCUCUGGAUCCUCAGAGAAGGAAGGUCCCUUGGAUUGGUGGGAUGAGUUCUCCAGGAGAAUCAAUGGUCUUCAGUCUCCAGAAAAGGGUUUAAGUAGGUUUCAAUCUAUCUUUAAAAUGUCCAGAAAUACCUUUGACUACAUAUGCUCACUUGUGAGUGAAGAAAUGAUGGCAAAGUCAGCACAUUUGAUGUUUAAUAAUGGUACACCAUUGUCUUUAUAUGAUCAAGUAGCUGUGGCUUUGAGAAGACUGAGCUCUGGUGAGUCACUAGUAAUGAUUGGCGAUUCAUUUGGGCUGAACCACUCUGCUGUUUCUCAAGUGACCUGGCGAUUUGUGGAAGCUAUGGAACAAAAGGGACUUCACCACCUGCAAUGGCCUUCAACUGAAACAGAAAUGGCAGCAAUUAAAUUGAAAUUUCAGAAAAUGCAAGGCUUUCCUAAUUGUUGUGGUGCUGUUGAUACUACUCAUAUCAUGAUGUGUUUACCAUCUUCAGACCCCGCAAGCAAUGCAUGGCUCGAUCAAGAGAAGAAUUACAGCAUGGUCUUGCAGACUAUUGUGGACCCGGACAUGAGAUUCCGGGACAUAAUCACUGGAUGGCCUGGAAAAAUGAAGGACUGGUUGGUGUUUCAGAGUUCUAAGUUUCAUGAACUCUGUAACAAAGGAGAGAGGUUGAAUGGGAAAGUAUUAGAGCUCUCCAGAGGAUUUGAUAUAAGGGAAUACAUAGUUGGCGAUUCAGGCUUUCCUUUACUGCCUUAUCUUGUAAUCCCCUAUGAAGGGAAAGAACUCUCAGAACAGAAAGAUGAGUUCAAUAAACAGCAGCGUGCUACCCAAAUGGUGGCACAGAGAGCAUUAGCAAGGUUGAAGGACUCAUGGAGGAUCAUUGAAGGAGUCAUGUGGAGACCUGACAAACACAGAUUGCCAAGGAUUAUUCUUGUUUGCUGCUUGCUUCAUAACAUUGUUAUCGACAUGGAAGAUGAAGUGCUGGAUCACCUGCCUUUGUCUCACAACCAUGAUGACUUGGCUUACCAGCAACAGAUUUGUGGAACUCUUGACAUAAAUGGUGUUCAUCUCAGAGAUAAGCUGUCUCUCCACUUGUCUGGAAGGAUGCCAUCAUAAUUAGAUUUUAACUUUCAUUCUAGAAUUAUGUCAGUACCGAAACUUAUAAAGAGGUCGAAUUGUGACUCCCUGAGAGAAUGAAAUAAUGUAUUAUAAAUUGCUCGGGGAA
This is a messenger RNA of Argentina anserina (silverweed cinquefoil), 1706 nucleotides long. RefSeq names its product protein ALP1-like. Bases 407 to 1597 code for a protein of 396 amino acids. NCBI's taxonomy places the organism in Eukaryota, Viridiplantae, Streptophyta, Magnoliopsida, Rosales, Rosaceae. The record is from RefSeq and is a predicted model, not a curated record. The transcript has 2 exons.